Molecule: messenger RNA, 855 nt
Organism: Pyrenophora tritici-repentis Pt-1C-BFP
Lineage: Eukaryota; Fungi; Ascomycota; Dothideomycetes; Pleosporales; Pleosporaceae
Product: RET3, Vesicle coat complex COPI, zeta subunit
Biological process (GO): intracellular protein transport; retrograde vesicle-mediated transport, Golgi to endoplasmic reticulum; intra-Golgi vesicle-mediated transport
Cellular component (GO): COPI vesicle coat
Source: RefSeq, a predicted model, not a curated record
GCGAGGAGACACCUAUCAGCCAAUUCCCCCCACAAGACAGCUUCCAUUGACCGACGCCUACGCGACCAAAAGAUAGCCAUAUCCCCAAUCAUGUCGCGUCCACUUUCGCUCUUCAGCGUCCAGGCCAUCCUCAUUCUCGCCAUUGACGACGGCUCCCGCAUCCUCACCAAAUACUACUCGAACCCACACCCACCCGCUGGUCACCAGAACGACUACCCGGGCCAGAUGGCAUACAAGACGGUGAAGGACCAGAAGGCGUUUGAAAAGGGACUACUGGAGAAAACGGCCAAGCAGACGACCGACAUUAUAUUAUACGACCAAAAAGUCAUUGUCUUCAAGAUGGAGUCGGAUGUUAUGCUCUAUGUGGUCGGAAGCGCCGAAGAGAACGAGGUGCUGCUAUACAGUGUUGUCCUAGCUCUAAGGGAUUCACUCAACAUCCUCCUCAAGAACUCGGUCGACAAGCGCACCGUGAUUGAGAACUACGACCUCGUGUCGCUCGCCGUCGAUGAGCUCGUCGACGACGGUAUCAUCCUGGAAACCGAUCCAGUAAUUGUGGCUUCGCGCGUCAGCAAGCCCCCAGCCCAAGACAUGACAUCGAUGAAGAACAUUGAUCUUUCCGAGCAGGGCUUCUUGAACGCGUGGGAGUUUGGAAAGAGGCAGCUGGCGGAGCGGAUACGGCAGGGCCUAUGAGCGUGUUUGCUUUGUUGGGCGCGGCGUUGUCGGAGUUUGGGAUAAAAUGCAUGAGGCAUUGCGACUGCGAAGGCCCGGAACGCGGCGCAUGGUAAUAGAGUAGGUAGCGCGCCGCGCACAAUAAAGGCCCUAUGAAUACAUGCAAUCUCUACCGAUUGCAAGCGC